GCCCCGCGCCAGCCAAGUUGGCUACUUGGAAGCUUCUCCCGGGCUCUGGAGGAGGGUCCCUGCUUCUCGCUACAGCAGUUCCGGGCAUGGCCGGGCUGGGGGCGUCGCUCCAUGUCUGCGGUUGGCUGAUGCUCAGCAGCUGCCUCCUGACCAGAGCCCAGCUGGAUUCUGAUGGCACCAUUACUAUAGAGGAGCAGAUUGUCCUUGUGCUGAAAGCAAAAGUACAAUGUGAACUCAACAUCACAGCUCAACUCCAGGAGGGAGAAGGUAAUUGUUUCCCUGAAUGGGAUGGACUCAUUUGUUGGCCCAGAGGAACAGUGGGGAAAAUAUCAGCUGUUCCGUGUCCUCCUUAUAUUUAUGACUUCAACCAUAAAGGAGUUGCUUUCCGACACUGUAACCCCAAUGGAACAUGGGAUUUUAUGCACAGCUUAAAUAAAACAUAUGCCAAUUAUUCAGACUGCCUUCGCUUUCUGCAGCCAGAUAUCAGCAUAGGAAAGCAAGAAUUCUUUGAACGCCUGUAUGUAAUGUACACUAUUGGCUACUCCAUCUCUUUUGGUUCCUUGGCUGUGGCUAUUCUCAUUAUUGGUUACUUCAGACGAUUGCAUUGCACCAGGAACUAUAUCCAUAUGCACUUAUUUGUGUCUUUCAUGCUGAGAGCUACAAGCAUCUUUGUCAAAGACAGAGUAGUCCACGCUCACAUAGGGGUAAAGGAGCUGGAGUCCCUAAUAAUGCAGGAUGACCCACAAAAGUCCAUUGAAGCAACUUCUGUGGACAAAUCACAAUUUAUUGGGUGCAAGAUUGCUGUUGUGAUGUUUAUUUACUUCUUGGCUACAAACUAUUACUGGAUCCUGGUGGAAGGUCUCUACCUGCAUAGUCUAAUCUUUGUGGCUUUCUUUUCGGACACCAAGUACCUGUGGGGCUUCAUCUUGAUAGGCUGGGGGUUUCCAGCAGCAUUUGUUGCAGCAUGGGCUGUGGCACGAGCAACCCUGGCUGAUGCAAGGUGCUGGGAACUUAGUGCUGGAGACAUCAAGUGGAUUUAUCAAGCACCAAUCUUAGCAGCUAUUGGGCUGAAUUUUGUUCUGUUUCUGAAUACGGUUAGAGUUCUAGCUACCAAAAUCUGGGAGACCAAUGCAGUUGGGCAUGACACAAGAAAGCAAUACAGGAAACUGGCCAAAUCAACACUGGUCCUGGUCCUGGUCUUUGGAGUGCAUUACAUCGUGUUCGUGUGCCUGCCUCAUUCCUUCACUGGGCUUGGGUGGGAGAUCCGCAUGCACUGCGAGCUCUUCUUCAACUCCUUUCAGGGUUUCUUUGUGUCUAUCAUCUACUGCUACUGCAAUGGAGAGGUUCAGGCAGAGGUGAAGAAGAUGUGGAGUCGGUGGAAUCUCUCCGUGGACUGGAAAAGAACACCGCCAUGUGGCAGUCACAGAUGCGGCUCAGUGCUCACCACCGUGACGCACAGCACUAGCAGCCAGUCACAGGUGGCGGCCAGCACGCGCAUGGUGCUUAUCUCUGGCAAAGCUGCCAAGAUCGCCAGCAGACAGCCUGACAGCCACAUGACUUUACCUGGCUACGUCUGGAGUAACUCAGAGCAGGACUGCCUGGCACACUCAGUCCACGAGGAGACCAAGGAAGGUAGUAGGAGGCAGGGAGAUGAUAUUCUAAUGGAGGAAUCUUCCAGGCCUAUGGAAUUUAAUCCAGACAUUGAAGGAUGCCAAGGAGAAACUAAGGACGUUCUCUGAAUGGCCAUUUGUGGCUGACUUUCAUGGACUGGUCCAAUGGCUGGUUGCGUGAAAGGGUUUGGGCUGAUAUUCCUAUGCUUGAGUUCAAAGGCUGAAAAUUCAGAGUUAAAGUGUUACCAAAUAAAAGUUUUUAGGCUCUAUGAAUUGGCUCCUGUAAAUACACUAAAGACACGAAAAGGCAAGUGUCAAUGGAGUAGUUUAUUACCUUCUAUUGGCAUCAAGUUUUCCUCUAAAUUGUUGUAUGGUGUUUGCUGUGUGAUUGUUCAUUUUUCUGCUAUUUUUGGGUAGAAAAAAGUGUCAAUUGCUUGCCUGUAGCUUUCUCUCAUAUAUAUCACCCUAAAUAUAAUGAUGAUCAUUUAGUGUGUAUCAUUUUCCUUUUAGAAACUAGUAUUCUCUUAUUUCUUACUUUAAUGUACUUCUAUCUUUGCAUUUAUUUUGCCCGUGCAUAGGAGCAAUUAAGGUCUAAAAAAAUAUAUGUGGGAAGAUAAACUAUCUAAGAACAAGUACUUGCUGGAAAAUUAGUAGGCUGGAUGUUGAUAAAAUAAUGUGUUUAUAACAAUUACAGGUGUUUCUAGGAACAAGGAAAAUUUCUCAAAAAAGACUAUUUCACAUAUCCCUUCUUUUGAAUGUCCUCUUUGUGACCAGCCAGACUGCAGGUCUUCACUCUUUCUUCUUUGUAAACCAUGUCAUGUAGAAAGGUUUCCGUAUUGAGCUUGAGUCUGCAAAUUGAUUUUGUUUGUAAUUUAUUCUGAUAGCAAAUCAUGCUGCAUCUAUAUCUUUUUCUUGUUUGAUCUAUUACUACAUUGUAAAUGGCAUGUGGGAUCAAUUAAAAGUUUGUUUUAAAAAUA
Cebus imitator (Panamanian white-faced capuchin) is the source of this 2587-nucleotide messenger RNA. It is a transcript of the gene PTH2R, whose product is annotated as parathyroid hormone 2 receptor. Gene Ontology annotation, cellular component: plasma membrane. Gene Ontology annotation, molecular function: parathyroid hormone receptor activity; G protein-coupled peptide receptor activity; peptide hormone binding. The record is from RefSeq and is a predicted model, not a curated record. NCBI's taxonomy places the organism in Eukaryota, Metazoa, Chordata, Mammalia, Primates, Cebidae. Gene Ontology annotation, biological process: adenylate cyclase-modulating G protein-coupled receptor signaling pathway; cell surface receptor signaling pathway. The coding region runs from base 87 to 1739 and encodes 550 amino acids. The transcript has 13 exons.